GAAAAUAACAUUAUUUUUUAUUUAUGUUCAAAUACUCGAUUUGUUAAUAAAAUAUGUGAUGGAAAAAUAAAACGUACAGAAAAAUUUUAAUUUCAUCUUUCAUGGGCUUUUGAAUUGAUGAUGAGGGCAAAUUACUGUUCGUGAGUUAAAUGGCGCCGAUAACAAUUCCUACCACGACAGUUGCAACAUCAUCUCAACUUGAUACUCCAGUUAUUAUUAUCAUCUGUGUCUUUGCAUAUCUCGCAUUUUUUAUUGUUGCAAUAUUUAUUCGACAGUGUAUUGUGCAGGAUAACUAUAAAGAAGAAUACUCCGAUUGUGUAAGGUGUUUAUGUUGUGUUGGUUAUACAGAGGAGAAUUGUUGGUUGUCAGUCAACGGUUGUUUUCAGCCUUUAGAUCCUGUUUGCUGUUUUUGCCAAAUUUGCUGUUUUAAAGAUAAAGAUCCAGAGUCUCGUGGAUUUUGUGCGGAGUGUAACGUUUGUGGGAAAGCAGAAGACACAAACAAUUGCUGUGACUGUUGUUUGUCAUUUGCACAAGCUUGCAAUUGUAGUGUACCAGGUGCAACCACUUGUUGUGAUAGCAUCUGUGGACCUAGAAAACAUUGCGACAUUGGAGAUUGUCUGACGUGUGGACUUUGUGAGCAGAGUGAUAAUUCUUGCUGUGCAGAUACCGGUAGCUCCUGUUCUGGUAUAUCCUGUGGAUGUUGUGAUUGUCCUGCGAUACAGUGUGAGAAACCAGAGUGCAGUGAAAUUCACUGUCUUUGCUGCACAAUAAGCUGUCGAGACGGGGAAGCAACAACACAAGGACAGCAACAGUAUCCGUAUCCUCCUGAUCCAAACUCACCGUAUCCUAAUUAUCCCUACCCCUCAGGACCAAUACCAACCAGAAGUGGGGAAUCAUAUCCUUACUCUGGUUCCAGUCCUUUAGGUCCAUACUCAAUAACCAGGCCUUCAUCACGAACUCCUGGAUACUCCAGCCCAGACCCAAGAGCAGGAGGACGUUUUCAAUACCCACCAUCAGAAUAUCCAUCCAUCCGACAUUCGCCUCGGCGUCUUGAGUCUGUAAAUUCAUCACGCCCACCAGUUUCAAACCGUUUUGUGACCACUGAAGGAGUUUGAGAAACUAAUUUAUUAUUUCUAUCCACUGUAUAAAU
This is a messenger RNA of Styela clava, 1150 nucleotides long. NCBI's taxonomy places the organism in Eukaryota, Metazoa, Chordata, Ascidiacea, Stolidobranchia, Styelidae. The record is from RefSeq and is a predicted model, not a curated record.